Paramacrobiotus metropolitanus is the source of this 828-nucleotide messenger RNA. RefSeq lists its product as uncharacterized. The record is from RefSeq and is a predicted model, not a curated record. Bases 1 to 828 code for a protein of 275 amino acids. Gene Ontology annotation, cellular component: membrane. Gene Ontology annotation, biological process: G protein-coupled receptor signaling pathway. Gene Ontology annotation, molecular function: G protein-coupled receptor activity. NCBI's taxonomy places the organism in Eukaryota, Metazoa, Tardigrada, Eutardigrada, Parachela, Macrobiotidae. The transcript has a single exon.
AUGACCAAUGCAUCGCUUCGGACACCGUUCAACAUCUAUGUCAUAGCUUUGAUGUGCAGCAAUAUAGCGUUUGUGUGUGUUAACUGUACACUCAACGCCGUGGAGGACGCAUACGGGCCACUCUGGGUGGGCAACUUCCUGUGCACCCUCCGCAUGUAUUCCUUGCAUGUCUUCGUCUCUAUGAUCUACCACUAUCAUUUACUGAUCACACUGAACCGCGCCUGGGCGCUAUUCGGACCCGUCACCUACCGUGCUCGGCAUAAUCGCGCUAUCGCCGGCACAUUGUGCGGCGCUGUGGUCAUCUACGUGCACAUUGUUAUGCUCCCGCAGUUGAUACUUGAUCACCUUUAUUAUCGUCGACCGCUGGAAAAAGGCUGCCGGCUGAAUACCGAUCGCCAAUUUAUCCUGACAGAAUUUACGUCCAUUUGGAUGUUUGACGUACCUUGUGUGGCUAUUCCUCUCGCCUAUCCGUUGUUACUAUGGAAAAUGCUAUCCCGACGACGUGGAUCUAAGCAGGUAAACGUAAACAAUACACCUGCACAAUGCGAACCGGAAGAGAAGCAGGAAGCUUUGCACCGUCCCUUCAAACUGCUAACGUUGUACACGUGUGGCACGAUGGUGUGCUGGCUGCCGAGUAUGUGCUACUAUAUUAUUAUCAGCAAAUAUCCCAGUGUCCAGUGGCCACCCGGUGUGCACCAAGCCACGAACAAUCUGCAGAACAUGCAAUCGAUCCUGGAUCCGCUUUUUUUCUUUCUCCUCGUCGGCGACGUGCGGCAUUAUGCACUUCGUCUGUGCAAAGGAAUAACUAUGCGAACGAGCAAGAAAUAA